AUGAAGUCAUACUAUUUGUACAUUGGGUCGACUAACCCAAUUUCUGUUUUACACAAUGUAGAUGAGAAGGAAUAUGACCGUCACAGUCAUGAUUUACACAAUGUUGAUGAGAAGGAAUAUGUCCGUCACAGUCAUGAUUUACACAAUGUGGAUGAAAAGGAAUAUGUCCGUCACAGUCAUGAUUUACACAAUGUAGAUGAGAAGGAAUAUGUCCGUCACAGUCAUGAUUUACACAAUGUAGAUGAGAAGGAAUAUGUCCGUCACAGUCAUGAUUUACACAAUGUAGAUGAAAAGGAAUAUGUCCGUCACAGUCAUGAUUUACACAAUGUAGAUGAGAAGGAAUAUGUCCGUCACAGUCAUGAUUUACACAAUGUAGAUGAGAAGGAAUAUGUCCGUCACAGUCAUGAUUUACACAAUGUAGAUGAGAAGGAAUAUGACCGUCACAGUCAUGAUUUACACAAUGUAGAUGAGAAGGAAUAUGACCGUCACAGUCAUGAUUUACACAAUGUAGAUGAGAAGGAAUAUGUCCGUCACAGUCAUGAUUUACACAAUGUAGAUGAGAAGGAAUAUGACCGUCACAGUCAUGAUUUACACAAUGUAGAUGAGAAGGAAUAUGUCCGUCACAGUCAUGAUUUACACAAUGUAGAUGAGAAGGAAUAUGACCGUCACAGUCAUGAUUUACACAAUGUAGAUGAGAAGGAAUAUGACCGUCACAGUCAUGAUUUACACAAUGUAGAUGAGAAGGAAUAUGACCGUCACAGUCAUGAUUUACACAAUGUAGAUGAGAAGGAAUAUGUCCGUCACAGUCAUGAUUUACACAAUGUAGAUGAGAAGGAAUAUGACCGUCACAGUCAUGAUUUACACAAUGUAGAUGAGAAGGAAUAUGAAAGUGAAUGA
Messenger RNA from Mya arenaria, 897 nucleotides. RefSeq names its product histidine-rich glycoprotein-like. NCBI's taxonomy places the organism in Eukaryota, Metazoa, Mollusca, Bivalvia, Myida, Myidae. The record is from RefSeq and is a predicted model, not a curated record. The coding region runs from base 1 to 897 and encodes 298 amino acids. The transcript has a single exon.